AUGUCUCAACCACUCGGCCCCUUCAAGCUCGUCACCGUCAACACGGCCCCCGAGCGCGCCUAUCGGCUCAUCGGCCGGGUUGUGGAGGAUGUCAAGGACAAGUACACCAUCAUCCACGCUGGCAAUGCAGAGAGCAUUGACAAAGUAAAAGAAACUGUCGAGGCAGCUCAGCCCAACGUCCUGUUCACUGCCUCCAUGUGGACCCCCGAGCAAGCAGCCGAGAUCGUCGCCAUCGCCAAAGAAAUCGUCCCAGACCUCAAGACUUUCUCCCUGCCUCAGGGGUUGCAGGUGGACAAGGGGCCUGACGCGGUGGUGGAGUACAUCGAGGAGAAUUUGCCUGGUUUGCUUGAGUAGAUUUGCUUGAUUGGAUGCUAUCAAGGUUAUAGACUGAUAGAGAGUACAAGCAAGAGCUUAUAUGAGACGAAAAUAACCAUGGGAUCUCACCUCCUACCCCCUACCCCCCAACCCCCCAUCAUCUCCUCUUGCCGCAGCCUCACCAUCUUCUCGCACCUCAAACCAUGCUCCUGCCUCACCAUCUCCAGGAUCUCCUUUUCCACCCGGACUCUGGCAACCUCCUCCAUCAACCUCUGCCCCUCGGCAACUCUAUCAACAUUCUCCUGGGCCAAAACCCGCGCCUCCAUCAUAAUCUUACCAGCCUCCCUUUCCAACCUAACCCCCUCCACACCUUUAUUAUCCCUCCCCCGGGCGAGAACCUCCCCCUCCAACUUGACCCUCUCCAUCCUCAUCUUAGUAAUGUCCUCGUCCAACUUGACCCUCCUAACCUCCCUCUCCAUCAUUAUGGUGGUAACCUCAUCCUCCAACCUCACCCUCUUCAUUCUCGCCCUGGCAAUCUCCUCAACAAUCCUAACCCCCUCCCUCUCUUUAUCAUCCCUUUCAGCCCUCUUUUCAAAUUUUUUUGACGCUCUAUUCCCACCUCGAGGCUGCUGUUUUUCCAGCUUGAGUGCCCGUGUUUUCUUCUCCGUGAGCAGUC
Messenger RNA from Podospora bellae-mahoneyi, 991 nucleotides. RefSeq lists its product as uncharacterized. The record is from RefSeq and is a predicted model, not a curated record. Lineage: Eukaryota; Fungi; Ascomycota; Sordariomycetes; Sordariales; Podosporaceae. Bases 1 to 354 code for a protein of 117 amino acids. The transcript is spliced from 3 exons.